CGCCUCCUCCGUCCUCUAUGCGCCGCUGGGAGAGCGCCGGCGCUCCCGCGAGCGAGCCGGCUGAUGCGCCGCUGACGGCUGGCGAGUGGGCACGCGUGCCCUCGGAAUGGUUUGCUGCCCGGCGCGACAUCUUCAGAGGGUAUGCCGCCCGGUUCGACCUUGCUUCCAUCACGAUGAAGGCCAUCGCCUGCCUGCUCACAGUCUACUCGGUGUACCUGCUCUACUGCGAGUCGUGCAAGGACGAGUACUACGCCUUUGCGCGCGCGCUGAUCGCCGCGCUCAGCGACGCGACUUUCGCCCAGCGCGGCUCCGUCUCCGCUGCGGCGCUGGUGCUCGCCGCAUCGGUGUGGCUGCUGACGGUGCUGUGGAUGAGGAGGAGGCCGGAGGUGCUGCUCGUCGACUUCAAGACGUACCGGCACGCCUCGGUCGGCGGCGACCCGCGCAACACCGCCGGUGAGCCAGUGGCGUACGACCGCUUCCUGGCCGAGAGCCGCGCGGCGCGCCACCUCGACGGGGGCGAGUGCUUCACGGCCAAGUCGCUGCAGUUCCAGGAGAAGAUCCUCCGCACCUCCUCCAUCUCGGAGCGCUCGCUCUUCCCGCCCUCCAUCUUCCGAGAGGAGGUCGGCCAGGACGCGGUGCUUGCGGAGCGCGACUCGCUCUGCAUGCGAGGCGCGAGAGAGGAGGCCGAGUGCAUGAUGUUCAACGCGGUGGAGCAGCUGCUCGAGGCGACGCAUGUGGCGCCGCACGAGGUCUCUAUCCUCGUCGUCAACUGCUCCCUCUUCUGCCCCACCCCCUCCCUCUCGGCCAUGCUCGUCAACCGCUUCGGCUUCCGCUCCGACAUGCCGACCCGCAAUAUCUCGGGCGGGAUGGGUUGCUCCGCGUCGCUCAUCGCCCUCGAUCUGGCCCGCAAGCUGCUGCGCUCCCCCGACCAACACAACGCGCUCGCGCUGGUUGUGUCGACAGAGAACAUCACGCAGAACUGGUACCGCGGGAACGACCGCACGAUGCUCCUCUCCAACUGCCUCUUUCGGUGCGGCGCAGCGGCUAUCCUCCUGUCCAACCGCCGCGCCGACCGGCGCCGCGCGCGCUUCCGGCUGCUGCACCUCGUGCGGACGCACCUGGGCAAGAAGGAUGACUGCUACCGCUCGGUCUUCCAGGAGGAGGACGAGGAGGGCGUGCGCGGUGUGCGCCUCUCCAAGCAGAUCAUGCAGAUCGCGGGCGACGCGCUGAAGGGCAACAUCACCACUCUGGGUCCGCUGGUCCUCCCCCUCUCGGAGCAGCUCUUCUUCCUCCUCAACGCGCUCGCGCGCAAGGCGCUCGGCAGGCGGCUGCCCCUGCCGCCGCCCCUGCGGCCGUACGUGCCCGACUUUACAAAGGCCUUCGAGUGGAUCUGCGUCCACACGGGAGGACGCGCCGUCAUCGACGCGAUCGAGUCCAACCUCGCGCUGCCGCCGCACUACCUCGAGCCGUCGCGUCUUUCGCUCUGGAAGUACGGCAACGUCUCCUCCGCCUCGAUUUGGUACGAGCUCGAGCUCGUCGCCGAGCACGGCAACACGUGCGGCGAGCACCGGCCCGACGGCACCCCCCCGCCCGGCGGCGCCGCGCGGCGGCUGCGCCGCGGCGACCGCGUGUGGCAGAUCGCGUUUGGAUCGGGCUUCAAGUGCAACUCGGCCGUGUGGCAGGCGUUGCGCCACCACUGAGGAAGUGCAUGCCCAUGCGCCAUUAGUGGCCCCCCCGAGCCGUCCUCACCCCUUUGGAGGCGGGGGCGGGGCCUCCGCCCGUCGAGCGCACACACCAUUAGAGGCUACGGCUGUGCAUGCACAUGCACAUGCACAUGUUGCACAUGCUACAUGUUGUACGGUGCUCUCGGUGGACCCCGGAGCGGACGCCCGGGAGCGGGACGGCCCCCGGCCCGGCGCACUCCCUCCAGUCUCCACGCUUAUAGAGCUCCAAGAGGAGUAAGGUUCGCGGAGGGUCCC
Molecule: messenger RNA, 1979 nt
Organism: Emiliania huxleyi CCMP1516
Lineage: Eukaryota; Haptophyta; Isochrysidales; Noelaerhabdaceae
Gene: CHS2
Product: chalcone synthase 2
Exons: 6
Coding region: 18-1700 (560 amino acids)
Biological process (GO): fatty acid biosynthetic process
Cellular component (GO): membrane
Molecular function (GO): acyltransferase activity, transferring groups other than amino-acyl groups
Source: RefSeq, a predicted model, not a curated record